GGGUCUACGGUCGGCCACUAGGUGGCGUACUCGCAUCGGCAUUCCCUACAAGAGCGCAGCUUCGUUGAAAGGGAUCUCUGGCAGCGGAACAGUUAAUAUUGCCUGAGCUAUUCCUCUCCGCUCUUUUUUUGGAUUAAAAAAAACUGAGCGGCAAGGCUGGGGACAAGGGAUGCAGCAGAAAGAGCCGUGAGUGCGGCGCUGGAAGCGGGAUCUGUAGCGGGGAUCGAUCUGGGAGCAGAGCGGGACAAUGCGGAUGGCAUCGGGGUGAUGGUGGAGGCUCCGCGGUAGGCACGCAAACUGUUCGGAGGCUGGCCGAAUCAUACGCAGGGAGGACAUGAACAGGUCCGCGGCGAUCGUGCUCUGCCUCCUGGGCUGCAACGUGUGGAAAGCGGUGACCAAGAGCCUGCCGGAGGACGGCGACGCAAGAGAGGUUACGCUGAAGGUGCGCUUGAGCGAUGCCGGCACCCACCAGCCCAUAACCGGGGUCACCGUGGAGAUCUUCGCCAACCACACCUCCCUCGCCUCGGAGUCCUCAGGACCGGAUGGCAACGCCUAUGUCACAUUUCCAUACAGGGUGGGCUCCCUGUUGAUCGUCACGGCAACCAAGCCAGGCUACGUGCCGAACUCGGCCCCGUGGAGGCCGGCCCGAAUGCCCGUGUUUUCCUCACUCAGCCUGGAGCUGCUCCCGGAGAAGGCCGCCGCCCUCAUGGUCUACGAGGAUGUCGUCCACAUUGUCUCCGGCUUUCCAGGAUCGACGGCUCGUCCCUGGGUGCAGUUCCGGCGCAGGGCCCUGAACCUUCCUCCGGACACCAACUAUGCCAACCUGACGGCCCAGCUCACCGUGGCAAGCUCAGCGCGCCAGUUUGACCUCUUCCCAUACCUGCAGGGACUCUCAGGAAACGGCACGGGCAACGGGUGGGAGCUGAACCCGAUCACCGCCAUCAGCGUCCAUCUGCUGGGCGACAGCGGAGCCGAGGUCCACGUCAGUGAGCCCAUCAGCAUCAUGGUGCCGCUCCCUCCAGACAGCGGCCUGAAGGAGAACGACCACAUCCCUGCCUGGCGCUUCGACCCCAAGCUGGGAGCGUGGCUGAAGAGCAGCCUGGGCUAUGUGCAGAGGGAGGGGGGGCAGCUCGUGCUGACCUACAUCGCCCCCCAGCUCGGCUAUUGGGCAGCCGCCAUGUCACCUCUCAACACAGGUGCUGUGGUUGCGAAGGACAUCAGCUCCUACCACACGGCCUUUCUGCUGGCCAUCCUGGGUGGGAUGGGGGUCAUCAUCCUGUUCCUCGCCUCCCUGCUUCUCUACUACUGCAGGAGGAAAUGUCUGAGGCCACGGCAACGGCACCACAAGCUGCAACUGUCCACGGUGCUCAGCGGCUCCAAGAGAGACCAGGCCACCUCCAUGUCACACCUCAACCUCAUCAGCGAGGUGCACUUGGACCUGGUGUCGUCCACAGCCGAGCCCAACCUGCACACUCCCGUGCUACAGCCCACCUGUGCUCCCACCUCCCACCAGGAGAGGGAGCCCUCCAACCAGAGCUCACCUGCCCACCAGCCCCACUCCUCCCGCACUUCUCUGGUUAAGGAGUGCCACCGAUUGGUGGAGGUCCCUCCAGUGAGGGCAGCCCGGUCCCAAGAACUUGGGGACGGUUAUGAGUCGCCCCAGCACGGAGACGGCCGGCAGAGCCGCUGCUCUGAGUCUUCCCCACGGCCGCCAGAUGCGAGGGAGGGGUCAGCGCAGGCAUCGAGGAGCCAGCUGUCAGUGGGCAGCGAGGCCAGCAUCCACGACGCCUCCCUGUCCAGGCCACGCACCCCGGGCCCCACGGAGCAGCCCCCUGACCGCCGGCCGGUGGACCACCUGCUGUCGCGGUCCGUGGACCACCUAGAGAGGCCCGCCUCCCUGCCACGGCCAGGCCAGCUGCUGUGCUGCAGCUCUGUGGACCAGGUGAACGAAGGCGGGUACCGGCGGGCACGGCCAACCCUGGUCAUCCCGGCGCACUACGUGCGGCUGCCCGGGGAGCACCCGUUUGCUGGGCAGCCUCUGCUCCUGCAGGCUGACCAACAGAGUGACCUGGAGACCAUCCAGGCGGAGCUGUCUGCCUCGCAGCCUCCGCCAGGCCCGCCGGGCUCCGGGACGCCGCAGAUGUCAUCCUCCACCGAGGACCCACGGGACGGCACGUGGACCCUGCAGACGGCCUCGGCGCCCGAGUCGCUGUCCAUCCCGGCAUCGCUCAGUGAGGUGGGGCUGGUGCAGAUGAACGGUGAGGACCAGCUGCUGGCGGAGAAGUCGCUGCUGGAGCUGCGUGGCGGUAAGCCGCUGCCCCACCCCCGCGCCUGGUUCGUCUCCCUGGAUGGCCGCUCCAACGCCCACAUUCGCCACUCCUACAUCGACCUGCAGCGUGCCGGCUGCAACGGCAGCAAUGACGCCAGCCUGGACUCGGGCGUGGACAUGAGCGAGCUAGCCCGGCGCAUCCGCAGGGGCCUGCGGGAGAGGGAGGCCGAGAGGGAGGCCGAGGUGGAGGCCCGGCGGGACAGGAGCACACCGCCCACGGUAGCCUACACCCAGCUGGUGUACGUGGACGACAUGGAGGCCGAUGGCAGUGAGACGGGUACGCCCAACGGCAGCCCCGACGAUGGUGCCCUUGGGCCGCUGCUCCAGGACACCCGAGGAGCCGAGGAGGAGGAGGUGGACGACGACGGGGGCGGGCGAGGAGAGGGUGAAUUCAGGACUGAGCAUGCCAGGCCGGAGCUUCAGCUGCCUGACAGCCCUCCUGACAUCAUCUCCGGGCAGGACGACAGCGGCGAGGACGAGAACAAGAAGAGCCCCUGGCAGAAGCGAGAGGAGAGGCCCCUGUUGGCCUUCAACCUGAAGUGAGCGAGCGGUCCGAGAGACGGGACCAGGACCGCAGGCGGGCAGUAAACACGCAAAAAAUAGUAAUGUGUGCCUCGUGCACCCGAGCCGCUCCUUUUCGAACCAUUGGACACAAAGCUUUACGCUGGCGUGAAUCCUCAAGCUGGAUGGACAAUGAGGCACCGCUCCUCUUCACCUUCUGUCCCUCUGGUGGCAGCUUUGUGCAUUAAACACUUUCAGCUGGUCAGCUCAGAUAAGCUCUUUCCACCAGAGGGCGCCUAUGCACCGUUUUUUACUGCGGUAUCGCGUUGCUUUUAAUGCCUUUUUAACGUGUAACCACUAUGUCAUGAUUUUUUCCCCUCUUAUUUUCCAAGUAUUUUAUCCAGAUAUUUUUGUUACUGUUUAGUUUCAGCCUUGCCUUACAGUAAGAGUAAAAUGUGACUCUGAAUGCCUUCUUCCGUCGACGCCAAACCGAAUCCUGCGUUUGCUGGUUUUAUUCUCUACUUCCAUGUGUUUUUCCAAGUGCCUUGUUAAACUUACCUGGUUAGCUUCUUUUACUCGUUAGCAUUUUUGACCCCGUGCACGCGCGCGCACACACACACACACACACACACACACCUUGGCAGCCCCCCGAUCAGGUUCCCCCCGUGUCCCGAACACACAGACCAGGCAGCGCACAACUACAAUAGCUGGUGACUCGAAUGGCGCCUCGUUCUGUCUCCUUGCCAUGGUAAUCUGCUUACGGCAAGCAUAUUUUACUCUGAAUGUUAAUACUGGUUGCUUGUAUAAUACUUGAUGCUCAUUACUCUGAAUAAAUUGAAGUAAAAAAAAAAAAAAAAAAA
Molecule: messenger RNA, 3690 nt
Organism: Paramormyrops kingsleyae
Lineage: Eukaryota; Metazoa; Chordata; Actinopteri; Osteoglossiformes; Mormyridae
Gene: fam171a1
Product: family with sequence similarity 171 member A1
Biological process (GO): regulation of cell shape; stress fiber assembly
Cellular component (GO): plasma membrane
Source: RefSeq, a predicted model, not a curated record